CCAUGACCUGCGCACAAACUAUAAGUGCAUCACGAGCAGGGAUGAACUUGGAAAGAAUCUCAAGUCUCUUGAAAUGGAUCCCACCAUCCUUUCUUGAUGCAGUCAAGGCGUUUGGUGUCAAAGCGACUGUCCUGGUUAGCAGUUUCGCCUUUUUGUCUCUCUCUCUCUUGAGCUUUCGUUCUUUCUUUACGACUUGCAUUGCAAGCAUUCGUCACCGCACGCGUUACAUUUUGACAUGACACUCCUGCGUAGAUUUUGAAACUUCUCGGGAUUAUGCGUUUGUCCAGGUUUGCAACAAAGGAUCUUUACCUUUUUACAGACUCUCAAGGUUGUCAGGGCGACAGGCCUCAAGAAGAAAGAGCUCAAGUAUGGAAGUCUGCCCAUACUUGAGGCUGGUCCUCGGUGAAGGACCGUUUGCCAAAUCCAGAAUGGAACGAAACCUGUCAUGUUCUGGAUCCAGAAUCUCUUACAGAUCAUGGUGUCUCUAAUGGAAAAGGGCUUAUGGAUCUUUGUACUGACAAAGCUGACUUCGCAGGACCUGAUCAUGGCCCAGAACAAUGGAACCAACGUCCUAGACGAGAGCGCCUGUUGGAAUGCUGGAAGUGAAGGCUGUCAGGGCGACUGGCCUCAGGAAAAAAGACUGGCUCAUAUGCACAACAGCAAACUUAAAUUGGCUUGCAGAUUAACAAGACAAUUGAAGCCUCGUGACUCACACAGCGUCGAAAAAGCUCCCGAAGGAUGUGGUUUGCCUGUCCAUGGUGUCGAAGAUUUGGAAAGCAAGCAUCACCGACAACCGUACGCGAGGCUCGCAUUUAGCAAAGGAAACCAAGGCUAUAAAGAAGAUCCUGGAUGGGAUCAAGAGUUCCAGUACCUUGUAGCGGAGCCACCAGUGGGCGAGUGGAAAGCAAUGGGAAAUGGAUACCACCUCCUUGUCGCGGAGCCCAACUUGAAGCAUGAGACUGACGGAUGGAGUGUUCAUUUUCAUGGUCGUUUUCUUCUUGACAAACUGUCCUUCACGAAUGACCAGCCUCGCGUAUGGGUCAGACUUCCCCACGAGGUCCAACCUUGACUUUCUGCAUUUCAACAGCCCUCUGAGAGGAGUACAUGUAUGACUUAAGUCUGUCUUCGAGUAGUCUAUGACGUUAAUUUCCGGGCCACAAGUACAUUUCU
Selaginella moellendorffii is the source of this 1170-nucleotide messenger RNA. RefSeq lists its product as uncharacterized. Lineage: Eukaryota; Viridiplantae; Streptophyta; Lycopodiopsida; Selaginellales; Selaginellaceae. Bases 446 to 1069 code for a protein of 207 amino acids. The transcript has 5 exons. The record is from RefSeq and is a predicted model, not a curated record.